AAUAAUUAUACACACUACUCAAAAAGUCAUAUAGAUGAAAGAGCUUAAAGAUCACGUAGUAGUAAUCACCUAUGGACCAUCAUCGGAGGGUUCAGUAACGGCGUCACCUGCGGCCUCAGUUCCAACGCCGCCGUCUUCGUUUGCUUACUCUGCACCGCCGUCAACAUCAAGAUUCAGCUCACGGAGGCGAGCGUCGGUUCAUGUGAUCGGUUUGGUUCUCCGGUUUAUAGCUUUGGUUCUAUGUUUCGUCUCAGCUCUUUCGUUAGCGGUGAAUGUUCAUCGGCCUUCGAGGAGACAUCUGACACACAACUCCUCGAGUUUUGCUUCAUAUCCUGAACUUUUGUAUUGUUUUGGAGUAGCAGUGACAGGAUUCGUGUAUACAUGUUUGCAAACAUUCAAAGGAGUUUGUGAUAUUACUCACAGAGGAGUUUUAAUCUCUGAGCCUCUCUCCGAUUACAUCACCUUUAUAUUUGACCAGGUUAUAUGUUAUCUACUAGUAUCAUCUUCCUCUGUGGCAAUUGCGUGGAUCCAACAUAGUAACGAGGAUGUGUUAAAAACACUAAGAAACUGUUCGAGUGUUUCAGUUUCAAUGUCAUUCUCUGCUUUUUUGGUUUUGGCACUCUCGGCCAUCUUGUCUGGAUAUAAACUUUGCAAGAGAUUUAUUUGGUAAUUAAAUCUUGUAAUGGUUUUUUUUUA
Molecule: messenger RNA, 696 nt
Organism: Capsella rubella
Lineage: Eukaryota; Viridiplantae; Streptophyta; Magnoliopsida; Brassicales; Brassicaceae
Product: CASP-like protein 4A4
Exons: 3
Coding region: 35-670 (211 amino acids)
Source: RefSeq, a predicted model, not a curated record